Molecule: messenger RNA, 933 nt
Organism: Hansenula ciferrii
Lineage: Eukaryota; Fungi; Ascomycota; Saccharomycetes; Phaffomycetales; Wickerhamomycetaceae
Product: acetate uptake transporter family protein
Exons: 1
Coding region: 1-933 (310 amino acids)
Cellular component (GO): plasma membrane
Molecular function (GO): acetate transmembrane transporter activity
Source: RefSeq, a predicted model, not a curated record
AUGUCACAGCAGUAUAAUCAUAGCUCAGAUUUAUCAGAUACAGAAAAACAAUCACCACCAAUACACAAAGAAAGUCAAACACCAACAUAUAAUUCAGGUUCAUAUAGUCAAAAUAGUAAUUCAUAUCAACAUGAUUUAGGUACAGGAACUAUUCAACCAAAACAUUAUGAAGAUCAUGAAGUUCAUCCAAUUAAUACAGAAGUUUCAAGAAUUCAAACAUCAGGUAAUAAUAAUGAAUAUAUAAUGAUUGGACGUACAAAAGUUUUAAAAUCAGAAUUAGUUGAUGCAUUUGGUGGUACUUUAAAUCCAGGUAUUUCUGCACCAUCAACUCAUAAAUUUGCUAAUCCAGCACCAUUAGGUCUAUGCGGAUUCGCUUUAACUACAUUUAUGUUAUCAAUGUAUAAUUCACAGGCAAUGGGUAUUAAAGUUCCUAAUGUUGUUGUUGGUUCUGCAUUUUUUUAUGGUGGUGUAUGUCAAUUAUUAGCAGGUAUGUGGGAAAUUGCUUUAGAAAAUACAUUUGGUGGUACUGCAUUAAGUUCAUAUGGUGGAUUUUGGUUAAGUUAUGCUGCAAUAAAUAUAAAAUGGUUUGGUGUUAAAGAUGCUUUUGAAGAUGAAACAGAAUUAGCAAAUGCAAUUGGAUUUUUCCUUUUAGGUUGGGCUAUAUUUACAUUUGGUUUAGUUUUAUGUACAUUAAAAUCAACAUUAGCAUUUUUUUCAUUAUUCUUCUUUUUGGAUAUUACAUUCAUAUUAUUAUCAAUUGGUGAAUUUACCGGUAGUGUGGGAGUUACUAGAGCUGGUGGUGUUUUUGGUGUUAUUACUUCGUUUAUUGCUUGGUAUAAUGCAUUUGCAGGUAUUGCAAAUAGAGAGAAUUCUUAUUUUACAGCUAAAGUUAUACCAUUACCUCAUGCCAAAUCAAGAAUUGAGAAAAGUUGA